AUGUCGGAACGAAAGGUGUUGAAUAAAUACUACCCUCCGGAUUAUGAUCCGAGGAGGUUGCCUCGAAACAAGGGAGCAGGAGCCAUUGAGGAUAAGAUCAUGAUCAUCCGUACUAUGGCUCCAUUCCACAUGCGCUGCAAAACCUGCGGAAAUUAUAUCUACCGAGGAACCAAAUUCAACUCCCGAGUUGAAACUAUCAAAGGCGAAAAAUACCUUGGCACGAUUCCGAUCCGUCGAUUCUACAUUCGCUGCACCAAGUGUGUAGCUACCAUUACUUUCAAAACAGAUCCAGCUAAUCAGGAUUAUGCUAUGGAAUCGGGGGCGACGCGAAACUUCGAGGCUAAUAGAAUGUGGCAGCUCAUGGAAAAGCGCGAAGAAGAAGCUAAAGCGGAGGAAGAAAGGUUAAAUCCGAUGAUCGCACUGGAAAACAGAACUCAAAAAUCGAAUGCGCAACUCAUUAUGCAAGAAAACUUGGAGGAGAUUUUUGAGCUGGCGGAAAUGGCUGGAGACGCUGAUAAAGCGCAGCUAAAAGCGCUGAAAAAGAUCAACGACGAAAGGGAAUUCCAGCAAAAGCUUCAAGAAUUUUUGCUCGAAAAAGAUAUCAAUAUUUUAUCAGAGAGCCAACAAGACCUCUGGCGGCUUGGAAAGGAGGAUGAAAAGCAAGAGGAUCAAGAUCAAGUCGAUGUCUUGAACAUGCUCAAAGAUGUCAAGUCAUCUGACUACCUGACAUUGAACCUCGAAGAAGAGGAAAACCCGAUACUGAGCUCUAUCGAAGAUAAACGGUCACGUCAGCUGCGAGAAGCGCUGGACAAAAAAUCAAGUCUUAAAAAGUUUGGUUCAAUCGUGAAGGUCAAAGCGAAAACUACGGAGGGCAAGAAAAAGGGAAUGUCCUAUCGCGAGUUCCAAGAGCAAGUGAAGCGAAAUGAAGCCGCGAAAAAAGCCGCGGAGGCAGCAAAAGAAAAGGCAAAAGCUCAACUUGUUUCGGGAUUUGCUGGGUAUGGCUCGAGCAGUAGUGAUGAGGAAACAACUGACAACAAGGAAGAGAACGAGGAACCUACAAAAAUGGAAGAUGAUCAAGCUCCCACUAGAAUUCCAACAGAAGUAGAAGAAAUUCCAGAAAAUACUCCAGCUGAAAGUGAUAGUGAUGAGGAACCUCCUGCAAGCCUUCCCGCUGGAUUUUUCGCGAAACCCGAAGUACCAGAGCCAAAAGCCGAAGAACCAAAAGAAAAAGAGCCCGAAUCUAAAAAGCGAAAAGCUGAAUUUGGCAGCAACGACUUUUGGAACAACAUGAUCAAGAAGAAAAGCUAG
Molecule: messenger RNA, 1308 nt
Organism: Oikopleura dioica
Lineage: Eukaryota; Metazoa; Chordata; Appendicularia; Copelata; Oikopleuridae
Source: the annotation of a GenBank genome assembly